AUGUGGACUCACCUUGACCUCAACUUUGAAUGGACUCCCACCACUCAUCUCUCGUGUCUGCCGCGAAUCUCGCGCUGUGGCUUUGCAAAGUCGCUCUAUGAUCCCAGAAUCAGAGGUCCCAACAGAAGGCUCUUGGCAGUUCGCGAUGAAAAUAAGGCAUUCAAUCGACCCCUAACGAGAUAUUAUACACUUGAACUGGGAGCCCGGGAGUCCGGGAGCCCGGAGUUUUCUUCCCGUAGUAGCGCGUUCUUUUACCUUGCCUGGCACACGGCCAGUGUGGCCCGCGGGGGCUCGUUCAUGCUCCGAAAUCUUCGGUUCAUUGAGGAGUACGAGAAGGACGUUCUCAAGAGGACGCCUAGCUGGAUUGUCGUGGUAAAGACAAUUAUCAUACACGCCAGUAACAGAUACGUCGCCAGGACAGGUCUUUUUGGACUGUUAGGUGACGAGCCUGUGCAACUAGUCUAUGUCUCUGACGAGGACAGAGUCAAGGCCUUCCUCGACCUCACAGAAGAAUCGCAGCAAAAAGGCCAUGCCGUUCGUCCUCAGAAUCUCCGCAGAGAAUUCACUGGGGCAGAGAAGCAAGACAUCAAAUAUACGAUCAGCACACGCCAUCUCGGGGAUAAAAAUCCAGCUAUACGGGUAGCGAUAAUGUUCCGCCUAUGUAUAGAGAUGUGUAAUCAUUCACAUAUGGCAGAGGAGGGCUUUCGUCCCCCGCCGGAAACAAAUCCACCGCCACCACCGAAUAUAGAAUAUAUGCGUGGGAUUAGCGGACAGUAUCUUCGCGAAAGAGAGGUGUGUUCCAAGAUCACAGGGGAUUUCCGUCUGUCCCAGGAAACGACAGCCUUUAAGCUUAUCGAUCAAGAUGGCUACGAAGGCGGACUGGCUACCAUUGGACUUUCACCAGACUGGGUUGUCCUCGACGAUUACACAUAUGAGUAUACUUAUAUAGCCGAUGAAGCUGGCUCGCGAAUCGCCGAUUUCAAGUUCAGCGGCUACCCUACUAAGAAUGAGUCCAUGGUUGUGCCGAACCCCAAGGACAUUGUCAGAAAAGGCCUUUCUGACAUUCUAGGGCUCCUCAUGGAGAUGCAAGCCACGAUGAUUGAAAUCAUGGUUAGGCAGUGGGUCAACGGGCUAUCUGAAGAUGCUGCUCAAGCUUACAGCAUACCAAUCUUCAUGCCCAUGCAGGCUGUGGAAAACAUAAACCAGGCUAAAAACUUAGGAACGCAAGAAAAAAGGGGUGAAAAGGAGGAAGGAAAGCGAAAGAAAGACUUUAUUCUCCUUAUUGUCAGCGUUGUUCUGAUUUUCGUGCCUAUCGUCGGUGAGGAACUUGCGGCUGCUGCUGGACUUGCCACAAUCGCAUGUUCCGUUGCCAUCGCAGGUGAGCUUGCUAAUGGAGCUUUCGCGGGUUGCGACACAGUCCAAGAUCCCAAAUCGGCUGUUGUCAACGUGAUUGAGAUGUUGUUUGGAGUCGGUGCUAUCGCGAAAGCUUCACGCGAUGGCGAGGGGCUUGUGUCUAUCGCAAGGUUCCGACGGGCUAUGAAGGCAGAGGAGAUUAACGGCUUUGGCUCGACAUUCAAGGGUAGUGAUGACAAGCUCCAGGCCAUCUUGAAGGGUUGCAAGUAA
Penicillium atrosanguineum is the source of this 1623-nucleotide messenger RNA. RefSeq lists its product as uncharacterized. The transcript is spliced from 3 exons. The record is from RefSeq and is a predicted model, not a curated record. The coding region runs from base 1 to 1623 and encodes 540 amino acids. NCBI's taxonomy places the organism in Eukaryota, Fungi, Ascomycota, Eurotiomycetes, Eurotiales, Aspergillaceae.